This is a messenger RNA of Osmerus eperlanus (European smelt), 2731 nucleotides long. RefSeq names its product L3MBTL histone methyl-lysine binding protein 3 (gene l3mbtl3). Gene Ontology annotation, biological process: negative regulation of DNA-templated transcription. Gene Ontology annotation, molecular function: zinc ion binding; chromatin binding; histone binding. Bases 100 to 2505 code for a protein of 801 amino acids. NCBI's taxonomy places the organism in Eukaryota, Metazoa, Chordata, Actinopteri, Osmeriformes, Osmeridae. The transcript has 22 exons. The record is from RefSeq and is a predicted model, not a curated record. Gene Ontology annotation, cellular component: nucleus.
GCAAACACUCGCUCCCAGCCAUACGCAUGCGCAUUGACAGAUGCCUGGGCAAUUUGUCAGUACUCGUGGGAGAAUUUGGUGUGUAAGAUCACUGUGAUCAUGUCUAUGGAGGGGUCCAGUCAGGCAGCAGUGGCUCCAGACUUUGAUGUAUACGGAGCCAUGGACUGGCAGGACGGGGUGGGCACUCUGCCAGGCAGCCAGCUCAAGUUCAGAGUGAACGAGUUUGGGGUGCUGGAGGUAGUUACAGAUGAGGUGAAGGAGGAUGCGGAGGAAGAAGAGGAGGGGGUGAGGAAGGCUCACGCCACCACCACCUGGGUGGUCCCCAGCUCCCAUGAAGAAAAUAUUCAGAUAAAGGAGGAAGAGGAAAGACCAGACAAGGAGAGAACCGAUAAGGAGAAAGUGGAGGUGGGCCUGUGGGGUCUGGUGUGUGUGCGCUGCAACAGGAAGGGCUCCAGCGUGGACUUUCUGUCGGACGGCCGACACUGUAGCCAGCGCUGUCUGCAGCAGGACCAGCAGGGGGAGGCCAGAACAAAAAAUGAAGAGUCUCUGUCCAAUGGACAGCUGUUGGGUGUGGGACGUCGACGAACCAGCCAACCAGAAAGAAUCCUGGAGAAGAUGGACACCUCCCCUGAUCAACCAGAUGAUGACGAUGAUGAAGACUAUGAAGAGAAGGAGAGUAAGAGGCCUGGAACUCGAGGGGCUCCCCGCGGGCGCAGGAAACGCAGAGGAGAUGCAGCUCUGCUUAGACACACGGUGCCUUAUGGAGGGAAGAAGAAGGUGUGGUGCUGGGCCUCGUAUCUGGAGCAGGAGAGAGCUGUGGCCGCCCCCAACAAACUCUUCAAAGAGCACCAGGCAUUUCCACAGAGCAAGAAUGGCUUCCGGGUGGGGAUGAGGCUUGAGGGGGUGGACCCUGAGCACCCCUCCAUGUACUGUGUCCUCUCCGUGGCAGAGGUGUCCGGACACAGAAUCAGGCUCCAUUUUGACAAGUUCUCAGACUGCUAUGACUUCUGGGUAAACUCCAACUCCUCAGACAUCCAUCCCAUUGGCUGGUGUGAGAAGACAGGACACAAGCUUCACCCACCUAAAGGUGUAAAGGAGCAGGAUUUCAGCUGGCCAGCCUACAUCAAGCAGUGGAAGGCCCAGGCUGCUCCCAAGGCUCUGUUUGAUAACCACAACACGACCGUCACACCCCAGGGGUUCCGUAUUGGGAUGAAGCUGGAGGCCAUUGACAAGAAGAACCCCUCCUUCAUCUGCGUUGCCACGGUUACAGACAUGGUGGACAGUCGCUUCCUGGUCCAUUUUGACAACUGGGAUGAGAGCUAUGAUUAUUGGUGUGAUGCCACCAGUCCCUACAUCCACCCUGUUAGUUGGUGUCAAGAAAACAACAGAAUCCUCACCCCCCCUCCAGGCUACCCCAGCGUGAAGAAGUUCUCCUGGGAGAAAUACCUGGAGGAGACCAGCUCCUCUGCUGCCCCUGCUAGGGCCUUCAAACAGAAGCCUCCUCAUGGUUUCCAGAGGCAGCAGAGGCUGGAGGUGGUGGACAGGAGGAACCCUCAACUGGUCAGGGUCGCCACAGUAACGGACACGGACGACCACAGGAUCCUGGUGCAUUUUGAUGGUUGGCCAGAGGAGCUGGACUACUGGGUGGACACAGACAGCCCUGACCUCCACCCUGCCGGCUGGUGUGCCAAGACUGGACACCUCCUCCAACCCCCCAUCUGUCUACAGGAAGUGUUGGAGUCAUCAGAGCAGGGGGGGUGUCCCACCCCAGGCUGUAAGGGGAUUGGACAUAUCAAAGGAGCCCGCUACUCAGGACACCACAGUGCUGUUGGCUGUCCAUACUCAGACAUCAACCUGAACCGAGACUCCUCCCUCCCGGACCGCCUCAGUGGAGAGAUGCCUGGCUCCCGAUUGGCCCGGACCAGGAGGGCGGAGCCACCACUGCCAAACACCCCACCCACCAACACAGAUGUGGGUACCUUGGCAACCAGCAUGGAGCCGCCAAUCAAGAGGCCUGCGGGCACAGAGCCCAAGAGGAGGGUGGGGCGCCCAUGCAAGCAGAGGAAGGUGGAGGAGGAAGAGGUGGAGAGCGAGGUGUCCUCAAUCACAGAAACGAAAGAGCUAACUCUUCAGCAGGCGCUACAUCAAUCGGUCUUCCUGCCCAGCCCCACCCCUACCCCCUCCCUCAGCCCCACCCCCUCUCCCAGCAUGCCGUUCUGCUGGGACCAACAUAGCAAGCUCCUCCCCACUGUGGAAGGGAUCACUGCUAGCAAGGUGGCAGCCUGGACUGUGGAACAGGUGUCUGAGUUCAUCCAAGGUCUCCCUGGCUGUAAGGAGCACAUACGCACCUUCAGAGAGGAGCAGAUAGAUGGAGAGGCAUUGCUCCUAUUGAACCAGGUGGACCUGCUAAGGAUUCUGGGUAUAAAGUUGGGUCCUGCCAUCAAGAUCUACAACAGCAUCCUCAUGUUCCGCACCGCAGAGGAGAGAGCCUGCAAUGAACUCUGACACUUUCCCUCUACCAAGCCCAGCCAAUCACCAGGCCUGCUGCACUCUGGGCAGCCAAUUAGGAGGGCCUAUCAUUGACUUGCUAACCAAUCAAGAAGCCUGUGGAGACAGGAAGUGAAGCACAAAGAUCCCGCCUGUGUCUCCUGCACAUAUGACUUUAUUUCACAAGUUAUGAUCUUAAAUGUAAUCUAGUGUCUGAUACAGCCAUUAAACCCACUAAGAGGAA